This is a messenger RNA of Rhinocladiella mackenziei CBS 650.93, 1146 nucleotides long. RefSeq lists its product as uncharacterized. The transcript has 2 exons. Gene Ontology annotation, biological process: proteolysis. The record is from RefSeq and is a predicted model, not a curated record. Bases 1 to 1146 code for a protein of 381 amino acids. NCBI's taxonomy places the organism in Eukaryota, Fungi, Ascomycota, Eurotiomycetes, Chaetothyriales, Herpotrichiellaceae.
AUGGGCGACGCAGGGCCGCCUACACCGCCUCCCCUGUUAACGGAGCAGUCUGCUUCGAUAAAUAGUCUGGAUACACAAGAUGUGCGGCGGCUGAGGGAGAUCAAGGUGCUGGUGACGGGGUUUGGGCCAUUCAAAUCCUUCCUCAUCAACCCUUCAUGGCUGAUCGCAUCCACCUUAUCAGAAGAACUUUACCCUCGGUCAAUUACGCCAAAAUAUAAAAUAUCACUAAUAAUUCAUCCGUCGCCAAUACGAGUCGCUUACAACACAGUAUCCACCUUGGUUCCGACCCUCAUAAUGCAACAUAACCCAGACUUCAUCCUCCACAUUGGCAUGGCAGGCGGACGAGAUUGCUAUUCUCUGGAAACAUGCGGCCAUCGAGAUGGGUACAGGAUAAAGGAUGUGGACGAAUCCGACGGUUUUAACUGCGGCGAAAGCGUGUGGAAAAGCCAAGGCGUCCCUGACAUCCUCUUUGUCGGGUGGGAUGAAGAGGAUGUGCUGAGGCGGUGGGAGACGGGCGUGGAUGCUGGUCUCAAAGAACGCGGGUUCCUCGGUCGGGUUGGUCAUACCUCGAACACAGCAACUAUCUCAGUCCCCGGACGAGGCGUCGGCGUCAGCGGCGGCGUUGGGCCAAAUGUGAGCUUGAGUCUGAUGUGGGGAACUAGCAACGUAGGCACCUCGUCGAUGAGGGCCGAGGAUAAUAAAAAGAAGGGCGUUGUCAAGCUAUCGCGAGACGCAGGUCGAUUCCUGUGCGAGUACGCUCUAUUCGAAAGUCUGAGUCGGCGAUGGCUCGAUGCGCAGCGAUGUCGGCGUCCACCUUCAGAGUCUGGGUCAUUGCCUGACCACCAGCAACAGCAACAACCGGGGCUGUUAUCGCCAACAACCUCAUCAUCUUCCCCCGCCCCUCAUUCUCGAUCCGGAUCUCCUACACUCAUAGACCCCGAUCUCGCGGCCGAGCGCGUGGGCAAAGUAGCAUUCCUGCACGUCCCUGGCUGGACAUGCGUAGAAGACAUUAAUCGCGGCGUUGUGAUUGCGGAAGAAGCCAUUCGCGCGCUGGUAGGUAGUUGGCAGGACGGCCGGCGGAGAACUAAUUCUGGUCGUGGAACUGCGAGUGCAGGGGCGUUUACGACGCAGCAUUCCGAGGCGUAA